AUGAACGAGGGAGUUUUGAGCAUCUCAAUUAAUGACAAAGGGAUUGGUUCAUUUCCUCCUCAGAGAGAAGAGAUCAAGAAGUUGUCAGAGACACAAAUAGAAAUGGACAGAGCACAGCCACAAAUUCAUCAGAGAAAACAAUCUCCUUUGAAGGAACUGCAUGAUGUGAUCUCUCAUAACAUUGAUGAGAGAGCUGAGGAGCAAAAUGAUGAGGGUAAGAACAAAUUCAAUGAAUGUGAAGAAGAGGCCUCUAUGGAACAGGUUUUUAAUAAUGUGGUCAAAGAAGCAGACAUCUCACCAAGAUCAAAGCAGCAAAUCUACAAGAAAGGAAAGAAACAAGUAAAUACAGAUACUCUUCCUGUAAGAGUGGUACCAAGGAGAGGUUCUUUAAUGGAGCCUUUUCAACACUACAGGCAGAUUCAGGCAUAUAGGAGGAUAUUAGGCAUGACAUAUGCCCAUUACAACUGUAAUGGUAAAGUAUGGUUCUUUGUACAAGAUCAUGUAGAUGUGGAGAUACUGCAAGAUCAAGAACAACAAAUUACUAUAAAGCUUUUCUUCCAAGAAUGGGAUAAGUCUCUUAUGGUAUCCAUGGUCUAUGCAAAGUGUGAUCAUCUAGAAAGAAUGAGUUUAUGGGAUAGCCUGUAUGGUUUGGCUGAUCAAAUGGAAAUUCCUUGGUUGGUAGGAGGUGACUUCAAUGUCAUUAUGCAUGAAGAUGAGAAGAUUGGUGGCUUACCUGUUUUCCCCAUAGAAUAUGAGGAUUUUGCCUUCUGUAUCAACUCAUGUGAGCUAUAUGAAAUAAACUACAAAGGGAGUCUGUUUACUUGGUGGAAUGGGAGGACAGGAAGUGACUCAUGGAUCACUGACUUUGAAGGAGAUGAGUUUAUCAAAUUCAAGCUGAAACUAAAAAAUGUGAAACCUGUCUUGACUGUUUGGAGUAAGGCCACUUUUGGUGAUAUUUUUAAACAACUAACAGUAAGGGAAGAGGUAGUGAAAAUUAAGGAGCAAUGUUUUGAAGAAAAUCCAACUCCUGUGAAUAGAAUGUUCUCUCAACAACUUCCAGCUCUAGAUUACCAAAUGCUACAUCAAGUUCCUCAUAUGGUGGACCAGGAUACAAAUGAUCAACUGAUAAGAAUAUCAACAUUACAGGAAGUGAAGAAGGCUGUUUUUGCCUUGGCUGCAGAGAGUGCUGCUGGGCCAGAUGGGAUGAGUGGAAUCUUUUAUCAGACAUGUUGGGAUAUUGUUGGUGUUAGUGUACAUAAUUUGGUGAAAGCUUUCUUUCAUGGACAAACUCUUCCAAAGGCAGUCACACAUACCAACCUUGUACUGAUACCAAAAAAAAACAACAUAGAAACCUUUGCUGAUAUGAGACCAAUCAGUCUCAGCAACUUCAUCAACAAGGUGAUCUCUAGAGUGGUUCAAGAGAAGUUGGAAGGCAUCCUACCUUCUCUAAUAUCUCCUAAUCAGUCUGGGUUUGUUAGAGGCAGAAGCAUCAUUGAAAAUGUCCUACUUACUUAA
Molecule: messenger RNA, 1515 nt
Organism: Solanum dulcamara
Lineage: Eukaryota; Viridiplantae; Streptophyta; Magnoliopsida; Solanales; Solanaceae
Exons: 4
Coding region: 1-1515 (504 amino acids)
Source: RefSeq, a predicted model, not a curated record